AUGGCCAUUGCUCGUUCACCAACGUAUAAUUACCAAGACUAUGUCCCAGUGGAUGAUAUCGCAUGCCCCAUUUGCGACUUUCCUUGUCCUUCUCUUCAAACUCUCAAUACUCAUCUAGACACAGCCCACACCGAAGAAGAUUCCAAGGGAGCAUUACUGUCAUGGUUCCGCACAGCACAACAGAAAGUUCAGACGACGUUGACUCCCCGCUCACCACCUUCUUCCUCGUCGUCUUCACCAGGAGGGGGUGGAAGUAGUGUCGAACGAUCUUUGAAACAACUCUUCGAUCCCUCACUCAUGAACAGCUUCAGCAACUUGAAUCUCGGCAACGGCAACCCUGUUUACUUUGCUUCCGAUGCCGAACGACAGCAAACAGACCUGUAUGUCACAAGAGACCACUGGCAACGAGAGGGCCCAAACGACAUAUGCAGCUUAUCGGGUUGUGGACGUUCGCUUGGUAGACUCAGCAAGCAACAUUGUCGACAGUGUGGCAAACUCUUUUGCGAUCCACAUACACAAUAUGAGAUGAAGCUCGAUCGAAUGGCUAGGCACGAUCCCGUAAACGGCGUAUGGUGUCGUGUGUGUGCUGCAUGUUUUGCUUCAAGAACUGGAUACAUUGAUCAUCAUGGUGCAACGAGGAAUUUGACUGCGACAUUCAUCAAGAGACGAGAGAAGGCUAUUGAUCGUGUACAUCUCGAGAGUAAUAGGUUGGAGAAGAGAUUGGAAAAGCUCGCUCGAAUUCAUCAUGCCGCUGAUACCGGAGCCAAAAUAGAACGCGCUAGCCCAAGUCCAUCCCUUGCAAGCUUAUCAUUGGAUCGAUCGGAUUCAACAUCGGAUAGCAGUCUUGGUAGCAGUGUCAUGUCACCACGCGCAGGAUUUGUGUCGAGUGGGAAUAGUAUCCUAAGUAUGAAGUUGAAGUAUCGAGAUGGCGAGCAAACCGUGACAAAGUGGGAAGAUGACAAGUCCGUGAUACAAUGUCCUUUAUGCUCGUGUGCUUUUACAAUCACGAAUCGCAAGCAUCAUUGUCGUCUUUGUGGUCGUAUUGUAUGUGGAAAUGCUCGUUGUUCGAAAAUGAUACCCCUAUUCUUGAACAUGUCAUCAGAGGGCUUUGAUCAAGAACCAGUUGGAGAUACCAGAGCAUGUCGUGAAUGCCAGCGACUUGUCUUUAGACGAAAGCUUAGAUACGAAGAAGCCAUGAAUCCUGCACCCAUUGUACAGCUAUAUAAUCAACUCGUCAUCACACGACAAAAUAUCGAGAAGCAGUUACCCCUCUUUCAUGAUAUCAUUGUACUAUUAGAUAAGGAAAAGAUCUCAAAGCAAUCCAAAGAGACGUUUCAACGAGCUGGAAAGAUUCGCAAAUCCCUACUCGACAACUUUGCACUAUUUGACGCGUUGGCCAAAAGGAUCAAGACGCUUCCAGCGAGCUCAUCGGCUUUUCGUCGUCUUCAAAGCAAUGUUUGUACAGCAGCCAAUAUGUACUUGCAGCAAAACAUGUUACCCCUUCAAAUGUUACCGAGAAUCCUCAAACCAGCAGAGAAAAGGAAUGGAUCGAAAAGGAUCAAUGGAUCGGCAUCGUCGUCAAGGGUACAGGAAUUACAGCUGCAGCUGCAGGCAUUUCAGGAACAGCAAAUGCUGGUGGAAGGAUAUAUCAAGGAAGCACAGCAAGCUCGCAAAUUUGAUGAUGUGAAGCUGUUGAAACAAAGCCUUGAUGAGCUGGCAGUAGAAACAACGCGACUACAAGCUGAUUUAGCUGCCGAAUUAUAG
Molecule: messenger RNA, 1764 nt
Organism: Lichtheimia ornata
Lineage: Eukaryota; Fungi; Mucoromycota; Mucoromycetes; Mucorales; Lichtheimiaceae
Exons: 9
Coding region: 1-1764 (587 amino acids)
Molecular function (GO): metal ion binding
Source: RefSeq, a predicted model, not a curated record